AUGGGCGCCGUCCCCAUCCAAGACCGAACACCUGAGUUUCGGUCGAUCCUCAGCCAGGCUCAGAAACGACUGGCUUCCUCGAAGGCCGAUGCACACAGGCAGGCUCUUCUUACCCAAAAUGGCGCAUCGCAAAACGCAGCCCCGCGGAAAUCGGAAUUUGCCCGGCGUGCCGCAGAGAUUGGAAGAGGAAUCACCGCCACGACUGCGAAGCUUCAAAGACUGGCGCAGUUGGCAAAGCGGAAAUCUCUUUUUGACGAUCGGCCCGUGGAGAUUUCUGAGUUGACCUUCGUUGUCAAACAAGACCUUGCAUCCUUGAACUCUCAGAUCGCAGCGCUCCAAUCCCUCACCCUCUCGCAGCACCCCAAGGCAUCCCGAAGCGCUGCGGACCAAGAGGGGCAGCACAAUGAUAAUGUGGUUGUUUUGCUUCAAGGAAAGCUUGCCGAUGUUGGUGCCAAUUUCAAGGAGGUCCUUGAGGUUCGUACCAAAAAUAUCCAGGCUUCCAGAUCACGAACAGAAAAUUUCAUUUCUUCCGUAUCCUCAAAAUCCCAAACUGCCUUUGCUCCGCAUCGCUCAGAUUCCCCCUUGUACAACCUCCCUCGAGCAAGUAGCCCGCAACCAGGGUCAUCAGACCUGCUAAGCCUAGAGCCCUCACGGUCCAUGCACUCGGACCAACAAUUACUCUUGAUGGAAGAGGCCCAACCCUCAAACACCUAUAUUCAGGCUCGGGGAGAAGCAAUCGAGGGCAUCGAACGUACGAUAAACGAACUUGGCGGCAUUUUUGGCCAACUUGCAACCAUGGUUAGCGAGCAGUCGGAAAUGAUUCAGCGAAUCGAUGCCAACACGGAGGAUGUUGUUGAUAACGUCCAAGGUGCCCACCGCGAAUUAUUAAAAUACUGGUCUAGGGUCUCGGGCAAUCGAUGGCUGAUAGCGAAGAUGUUCGGGGUACUAAUGAUAUUUUUUCUCUUAUGGGUAUUAAUCUCGGGCUAG
This is a messenger RNA of Ophidiomyces ophidiicola, 987 nucleotides long. It is a transcript of the gene sed5, whose product is annotated as Integral membrane protein SED5. The coding region runs from base 1 to 987 and encodes 328 amino acids. Gene Ontology annotation, molecular function: SNARE binding; SNAP receptor activity. The record is from RefSeq and is a predicted model, not a curated record. Gene Ontology annotation, cellular component: endomembrane system; Golgi membrane; SNARE complex. Lineage: Eukaryota; Fungi; Ascomycota; Eurotiomycetes; Onygenales; Onygenaceae. The transcript is spliced from 4 exons. Gene Ontology annotation, biological process: vesicle fusion; intracellular protein transport; endoplasmic reticulum to Golgi vesicle-mediated transport.